GGCGGCGGAGCAGCCGUGGGUCGGUGUCUGCGCGGUGGUGUCUGAGGCCCAGGCUGAGGCCUCCGCGGUUGCCGGAGCGCAGGCGGCGGAGAGGAUGACUGCUGCUGCCGUUCUCUUCUGAGAUAGAGAGCCGCCACCACCCUGCCCCCUCCCCCGGCAGGGCGGAGAGGAGCGGCCAGAGUCUGAGCCAUGGUGCCUGGCGAGGAGAACCAACUGGUCCCGAAAGAGAUAGAAAAUGCUGCUGAAGAACCUAGAGUUUUAUGUAUAAUACAGGAUACUACUAAUUCAAAGACAGUGAAUGAACGGAUCACUUUAAAUUUACCAGCUUCUACUCCACUCAGGAAGCUCUUUGAAGAUGUGGCCAACAAAGUAGGCUACAUAAAUGGAACCUUUGAUUUAGUGUGGGGAAAUGGAAUCAAUACUGCUGAUAUGGCUCCACUGGACCAUACCAGUGACAAGUCUCUUCUUGAUGCUAAUUUUGAGCCAGGAAAGAAGAACUUUCUGCAUUUGACAGAUAAAGAUGGUGAACAGCCUCAAAUACUACUGGAGGAUUCCAGUGCUGGAGAUGAUAGUGUCCAUGACCGGUUUAUAGGUCCACUUCCAAGAGAAGGUUCUGUGGGCUCUACCAGUGAUUAUGUCAGCCAAAACUACUCCUAUUCAUCUAUUUUGAAUAAAUCAGAAACUGGAUACGUGGGAUUAGUAAACCAAGCAAUGACUUGCUAUUUGAAUAGCCUUUUGCAGACACUUUUUAUGACUCCUGAAUUUAGGAAUGCAUUAUAUAAGUGGGAAUUUGAAGAAUCUGAAGAAGACCCAGUGACAAGUAUCCCAUACCAACUCCAAAGGCUUUUUGUUUUGUUACAGACCAGCAAAAAGAGAGCAAUUGAAACCACAGAUGUUACAAGGAGCUUUGGAUGGGAUAGUAGUGAGGCUUGGCAGCAGCAUGAUGUACAAGAACUGUGCAGAGUCAUGUUUGAUGCUUUGGAACAGAAAUGGAAACAAACAGAACAGGCUGAUCUUAUAAAUGAACUAUAUCAAGGCAAGCUGAAGGACUACGUGAGGUGUCUGGAAUGUGGUUAUGAGGGCUGGAGAAUCGACACGUAUCUUGAUAUUCCAUUGGUCAUCCGGCCUUAUGGGUCCAGUCAAGCAUUUGCUAGUGUGGAAGAAGCAUUGCAUGCAUUUAUUCAGCCAGAGAUCCUGGAUGGCCCAAAUCAAUAUUUUUGUGAACGUUGUAAGAAGAAAUGUGAUGCACGAAAGGGUCUUCGGUUUUUGCAUUUCCCUUAUCUGCUGACCUUACAGUUGAAAAGGUUUGAUUUUGAUUAUACAACAAUGCACAGGAUUAAAUUGAAUGAUCGGAUGACAUUUCCUGAGGAGCUAGAUAUGAGUACAUUUAUUGAUGUUGAAGAUGAGAAAUCCCCUCAGACUGAAAGUUGCACUGACAGUGGGGCAGAAAAUGAAGGCAGUUGUCACAGUGAUCAGAUGAGCAAUGAUUUCUCGAAUGAUGAUGGUGUCGAUGAAGGGAUCUGCCUUGAAAGUAAUAGUGGAACCGAAAAGAUUUCAAAACCUGGACUUGAGAAGAAUUCCUUGAUCUAUGAGCUCUUCUCCGUUAUGGUUCAUUCAGGGAGUGCUGCUGGUGGCCACUACUAUGCUUGUAUAAAGUCAUUCAGCGAUGAACAGUGGUACAGCUUCAAUGAUCAGCACGUCAGCAGGAUAACCCAAGAGGACAUUAAGAAAACACAUGGUGGAUCUUCAGGAAGCAGAGGGUAUUACUCAAGUGCUUUUGCAAGCUCCACAAAUGCAUAUAUGCUGAUAUAUAGACUGAAGGAUCCAGCACGAAAUGCAAAAUUUCUAGAAGUAGAUGAAUAUCCAGAACAUAUUAAAAACUUGGUGCAGAGAGAAAGAGAAUUAGAAGAACAAGAAAAAAGGCAACGAGAAAUUGAGCGCAACACAUGCAAGAUAAAAUUAUUCUGUUUGCAUCCUGUGAAACAAGUAAUGAUGGAGAAUAAAUUGGAGGUUCAUAAGGAUAAGACAUUAAAGGAAGCAGUAGAAAUGGCUUAUAAGAUGAUGGAUUUAGAAGAGGUCAUACCCAUGGAUUGCUGUCGCCUUGUUAAAUAUGAUGAGUUUCAUGAUUAUCUUGAACGAUCGUAUGAAGGAGAAGAAGAUACACCUAUGGGACUUCUGCUAGGAGGAGUCAAGUCAACAUACAUGUUUGAUCUGCUGUUGGAGACGAGAAAGCCUGAUCAAGUUUUCCAGUCUUAUAAACCUGGAGAAGUGAUGGUGAAAGUUCAUGUUGUUGAUCUUAAGGCAGAAUCUGUAGCUGCUCCUGUCACUGUUCGUGCUUACUUAAAUCAAACAGUCACAGAGUUCAAACAACUUAUUUCAAAGGCCAUCUACUUACCCGCUGAAACAAUGCGGAUAGUCCUGGAACGCUGCUACAAUGAUCUGCGUCUUCUCACUGUGCCCAGUAAGACCCUGAAAGCUGAAGGCUUUUUUAGAAGUAACAAGGUCUUUGUUGAAAGUUCUGAGACUUUGGAUUACCAGAUGGCCUUUACAGACUCUCAUUUGUGGAAACUCCUGGAUCGUCAUGCAAAUACGAUCAGAUUAUUUGUUUUGUUACCUGAACAGUCCCCAGGAUCUUAUUCCAAAAGGACAGCAUGCCAGAAAGCUGGGGGCGAUUCUGGUAAUGUGGAAGAUGACUGUGAAAGAGUUAAAGGACCUGUGGGGAGCCUAAAGUCUGUGGAAGCUAUUCUAGAAGAAAGCACUGAAAAACUCAAAAGCUUGUCGCUACAGCAGCAGCAAGAUGGAGAUAAUGGGGACAGCAGCAAAAGUACUGAGACAAGUGACUUUGAAAACAUAGAAUCACCUCUCAAUGAGAGGGACUCUUCAGCAUCAGUGGACAAUAGAGAACUUGAACAGCACAUUCAGACUUCUGAUCCUGAAAAUUUUCAGUCUGAAGAACGGUCAGACUCAGAUGUGAAUAAUGACAGGAGUACAAGUUCAGUGGACAGUGACAUUCUUAGCUCCAGUCAUAGCAGUGACACUUUGUGCAAUGCAGAUAAUGCUCAGAUUCCUUUGGCUAAUGGACUUGACUCUCAUAGCAUCACGAGUAGUAGAAGAACUAAAGCAAAUGAAGGGAAAAAAGAGACAUGGGACACAGCAGAAGAAGACUCUGGAACUGAUAGUGAAUACGAUGAGAGUGGCAAGAGCAGGGGAGAAAUACAGUACAUGUAUUUCAAAGCAGAACCCUAUGCUGCAGACGAAGGUUCUGGGGAAGGACAUAAAUGGUUGAUGGUGCAUGUUGAUAAAAGAAUUACUCUGGCCGCUUUCAAACAACAUUUAGAGCCCUUUGUUGGAGUUUUGUCCUCUCACUUCAAGGUCUUUCGAGUGUAUGCCAGCAAUCAAGAGUUUGAGAGCGUCCGACUGAAUGAGACACUUUCAUCAUUUUCAGAUGACAAUAAGAUUACAAUUAGACUUGGGAGAGCACUUAAAAAAGGAGAAUACAGAGUUAAAGUGUACCAGCUUCUGGUCAAUGAGCAAGAGCCAUGCAAGUUUCUGCUAGAUGCUGUGUUUGCUAAAGGAAUGACUGUACGGCAAUCAAAAGAGGAAUUAAUUCCUCAACUCAGGGAGCAGUGUGGUUUAGAGCUCAGUAUUGACAGAUUUCGUCUAAGGAAAAAAACUUGGAAGAAUCCUGGCACAGUCUUUUUGGAUUACCAUAUUUAUGAAGAAGAUAUUAACAUCUCCAGCAACUGGGAGGUUUUCCUUGAAGUUCUUGAUGGGGUGGAGAAGAUGAAAUCCAUGUCACAGCUUGCAGUUCUGUCAAGAAGGUGGAGACCUUCAGAAAUGAAGCUGGAUCCCUUCCAGGAGGUUGUGCUGGAAAGCAGUAGUGUUGAUGAGCUGCGAGAGAAGCUUUCUGAAAUCAGUGGAAUUCCUUUGGAAGAUAUUGAAUUUGCCAAGGGUAGAGGAACUUUUCCCUGUGAUAUUUCUGUCCUUGAUAUUCAUCAGGAUUUGGACUGGAAUCCUAAAGUUUCUACCCUGAAUGUCUGGCCUCUUUAUAUCUGUGAUGAUGGUGCAGUCAUAUUUUAUAGGGAUAAAACGGAAGAAUUAAUGGAGUUAACAGAUGAGCAAAGAAAUGAACUGAUGAAAAAAGAAAGUAGUCGACUCCAGAAGACGGGACAUCGUGUAACGUACUCACCUCGGAAAGAGAAAGCACUAAAAAUAUAUCUGGAUGGAGCACCAAAUAAAGAUCUGACUCAAGACUGACUCUGCUAGUGUAGCAUUUUCCCUGGGGGAUUUUUGGUUUUAAUUAGAUGGUUCACUGCUACUGUGUAGUGCCAUUUACGGCCGGACAUGGUUAGGGGUAACCCAGUGACACCAGCACUGAUUGGACUGCCCUUCACCAAUCAGAAGCUCAGUGCCCAAUGGGCCACUGUUUUGACUUGGAAUCAUGUUGUGCACUAUAGUCAAAAGUACUGUAAAGUGAAAAGGGAUGUGCAAAAGAAUAAAAACAAAAAAACAAAAAGCAAAACCUGCUACUAGAAAAGGGGGAAGGGGAAUGAGUACACUUCUUUUAUUGCGGACAAAUGUGCACAUAGCCGCUAGUAAAACUAGCCUCAAACAGGAUGCUCAUAGCUUCAUAAUAAAAGCUGUGCAAAGGCCAUGAA
Neogale vison (American mink) is the source of this 4658-nucleotide messenger RNA. It is a transcript of the gene USP47, whose product is annotated as ubiquitin specific peptidase 47. Gene Ontology annotation, biological process: protein deubiquitination. The transcript is spliced from 28 exons. The coding region runs from base 190 to 4257 and encodes 1355 amino acids. Gene Ontology annotation, molecular function: cysteine-type deubiquitinase activity; cysteine-type endopeptidase activity. NCBI's taxonomy places the organism in Eukaryota, Metazoa, Chordata, Mammalia, Carnivora, Mustelidae. The record is from RefSeq and is a predicted model, not a curated record. Gene Ontology annotation, cellular component: cytosol; nucleus.